ACAACAAUAAAUAUGGCAUUGGAACAACACUCUCAAAUCUUAACCCCAACUAAUAUUAAAAAACGUAAAACUAUACCCCCCGAAUUGAUUGUUGAUAUAUUCAAAACCAUCGGAACAGAUAAAUAUUUAUUCACAAUCUACGAAACGAAGUACGGUUUUAUUAAAGUACUAUCAGAAGAUUUGUGGAACAGAUAUGCUAAAAAACUGUUGUCAUGUUCAUCGAUAAUAUAUUUAGCUGCAAAAAAUAUUUUCCGACAAGUCAAGAAAAAGGGAAAAUUUACUUUUUAUUUGUCAAAAAUGGAUGCUGAAAAUAAUCCAAACCCAGAGGAGUGGCCUGUUUUGACUGAUCCUUUAAUGGAGGCGUUAAAGAAAGCUAGUGUCUUUCAAGAGAACGAAGCGAAUGCGUUAAAGAAAGCUAGUGUCUUUCAAGAGAACGAAGCGAAUGUUGGUAAUCCAGAAAUGAUUGACUACUGGGUUGUGGUGUUCAAAUCUGCUAUGGCUAAGAUGGAACGCAAUGAGAAAAAUCAUAAUAAUGAGAAAGGAUUGUUGACAAAUAAUUACGAGAAGGAAAUUCGAGAGCGGGAUGCACAAAUUCGAAGACUCUCUGCUUCUCAGACGUCUAAUAUUGGUUUGGGUUUAUUGACUUCGGCUUCAGCUCUAUUUAAUCAAGGCAUUGCAAAAUUAAUUGAGGCAAGGAAUGCUUUUGGUGGCGGUGGUACACCUGUUAUUGGUUCACCAACAAGUGCUUCCAAAAAUCUUUGUACAUCAAUGAGUUCUUCUAAAAUGAUUGGUACUCCAAAGUCUCCAAGAUCGACUACAUCUACUCCUUCGUCGUCUAAACGUAAGCAAGUUCCUCCGGGACUGUGUCCAGUAUGUGAACUGAGAAAUAAGGAAGAGUCUGCCUAUCGGAUUUUUACUUGUAGCUUGUGUAAGAACUUUUUCAAACGUGUCAUCGGCUGUAAAUUUCAGCCGACCGCUGGUUGUGGUAAAAAUUGUUCUAAAGAGGAUUUGUUGAAGUGUGAACAUUGCUGGUACAUGAAAUGUCUCAAUGCGGGGAUGAAGUCGCUCCAACAGUCGACGCACAAACGCAAGCUCUCUAUGGAUGAGUCGGAAAAGUUGCCAAAGGAGAUCAAACUGGCCGAGUCGGAACGUAAAUCUUCUGAUGACGAGGCAGUUGGCGGAACAUCUCCGCAGCAGUAA
This is a messenger RNA of Meloidogyne enterolobii, 1200 nucleotides long. NCBI's taxonomy places the organism in Eukaryota, Metazoa, Nematoda, Chromadorea, Rhabditida, Meloidogynidae. The record is from the annotation of a GenBank genome assembly.